CAUGCCAGUUUAUUACAGCAGUUCUACGAUGUCGUGUGCUCGAGAACGCCUUGUUUAGAGUUGCAUAGUAGUGCCCAAAUUUAAACAAAGUCCACCCCGCUGAACGCGUGCGCUUAGUUACACAAACUCAAGAAGCAAAGAGGAGGAAGAGCGCACUACCGCGUCAGAAUUGGAGUUUGAAGAGACAACAAGAAGCAGCCGAGCUGCAACGACUGCCUUACUUUUCAAGGAUGGAGGAUUCACCAGUCAAGCCAUCUGUGGCCGAACUGGCAGGAAGGUUCAAGAAUCACGCGCUGCCAACGCCGGCCGGGAACGAGGAGAGGAAACCUGUGCGAAGGAAACCUCCUGCCUCUUUGCAGUUACGCAACCUACACGGCGAAAGCGAACCGGAGAAACCCACUGUCAUAUCCCCUCACCCACCUAAAGUCAAGCUAAAGAAUUCACCCCUCAUCGAAAAACUGCAGGCCAACCUCGCCCUGUCUCCCACUGGUCAUUUACCAUCGCCAAAGAGUCCCGAGUUGAAACUUCAACCCACUCCCUUUUCUCCGGUCAGUGGUCCCCUCAGCCCCACCCUGCGCCCCCCGUCACAGCACAGCGAGGAUGAGGUGCCCGUCAGCUUCGAGCAGCCUGCAGAGGGUACCCCUCUGCCCAGUAUCAACAAGAGUCGGGCUCGGCUGUCAUUCAAAAGGAGACCGCCCACUAGACAGCACAGGAAGUCUGCAUCUGAGGACGCAGGGUUUGAGUCAGGUGGAGAGAGCAAGUCUCCAACUGAGCUGGAAAACCCCCAGCAGAACGGGAAUGGAGAGGAGGUGUUCAAGGAGGUGACGGAGGAAUCCGACGGAACUCAACAGAAUCCCUCUCAGCAACCGUCCGCUGCUCCAGAAACUGAGGAGCAGGAUGGAAAAAGCUCAGAAGUAAAAGACACAACACAGAAAGGCCCAAGCCAGGACACCGAGGGCAAGGAUGACAUCCCAGCUGAAGAGCAAGGGGUCAGGGUAGAGACUUCAGGCGAACAAGUGGUUCCUGGUUCAAUAGAGGACCACCAAGGAGAAGAACCUCCAGAGCCAAAGACAGUUGGACCAAGUGAAGGUCAAACUCCUCAGGAGUCCCCAGUUACUGAGGAAGAGGACAGUAGCGAGAAGGACAAAGACACUGGAGAGUGAGCGAGGCAAAGGG
Messenger RNA from Chanos chanos (milkfish), 1176 nucleotides. RefSeq names its product capZ-interacting protein. Lineage: Eukaryota; Metazoa; Chordata; Actinopteri; Gonorynchiformes; Chanidae. The transcript has 7 exons. The record is from RefSeq and is a predicted model, not a curated record. The coding region runs from base 231 to 1163 and encodes 310 amino acids.